AUGAUCGGCUGCGCUCUCGCGACGCCAAUCGGUCGGUGGGGAGGACGUCGUCUCGGCAUCAAGCUCAUGGCCAUCCUCGCGCUCGUCGGUAUCAUCAUCCAGAUCACGGCGAGCGUGCGGGGCUUCCGGUACUGGCAGCUCGUCGCCGGCAAGGUGGUCAACUCGAUCUCGAUGGGAAUCGCCGCCAACGUCGUGCCGCUCUACAACGCCGAACUCGCUCCCGCUCCUCUUCGCGGCGCGGUCGUCAACAUCUACCAGGCGGUCCAGAUUGUCGGCGUAAUCGUAUCUACCAUCGCUGUCUACAAGCUCAACACGCGCACGGACGACCUCGCGUGGCAGCUCUGCAUCGGGCUGCAGUUCAUCGCGCCGGCUUUCCUCUUCGCCGGCGUCUGGUUCAUGCCCGAGUCGCCUCGGUACCUCGUGUUCCAGGGCAAGCACGACGAGGCUCGCAAAGCCCUCGAGUUUCUCAAUGCCGGCGUCGACGGCUUCUCGGCAGACGACGAGAUCGCGACGCUCUCGGCCGCGUACGAGCACGAGAAGGCGAUUCAGAAACCGUCCAUCUUCGCCGUCUUCAAGGGGUCCGACCGUCGUCGCGCCCUCAUCGCUGUCGGCGUCAUGUGCCUGCAGCAGGCCCAGGGCAGCUCGUACAUGACCAACUACAUCGUUCUCUUCUUGAUCGCCCUCGGCAUGACCGACGUCUUCAAGAUCGUCAUGGCCCUCUACUGCCUGUACCUCGCCGCCAUCCUGUGCUCCUUCUACCUGCCCGACCGGUUCGGUCGUCGGCCGAUGCUCAUGCUCGGCGCGCUCGUCUGCGCGACGGCGUUGACGAUCACGUGCGGCAUCAACGUCGCAUACGGCGACGCCAUCACGUCGGGCGCGCAGAAGGCUGGUCUCGCCAUGAUCUUCAUCUGGUACUUCACUUUUGGCCUCGUCUGGUCGCCUCUCGUCUGGAUCACCUGCUCCGAGGUCUGCUCGGCUCGUGCGCGCGAGCCGACCCUGAGCGUCGCCACGUUCUCGGCGUUCGGCACGUCCCUGAUCAUCACGCUCGUGAGCCCGUACGUCCAGGACCCGGGUUACGGCAACCUCGGCGGCUCGAUUGGCUUCAUCUGGGCGGCGUUCACCUGGAUCUCGAUCCCGUUCGUCUACUUCUUCGUGCCCGAGAUGAAGGGCUUGACCCUCGAGCAAAUCGACGUCCUGUUCGACGCCAAGACGCCGACGCGCCGGUUCGGCGCCACGCAGCUCUUCCUCGACGACGAAGCAGGUGCUGCGCGCGGCGGGUCCGGCAAGGCCUCGCUCAAGGAGGAGGAGGAGUGA
This is a messenger RNA of Rhodotorula graminis WP1, 1314 nucleotides long. RefSeq lists its product as uncharacterized. The record is from RefSeq and is a predicted model, not a curated record. NCBI's taxonomy places the organism in Eukaryota, Fungi, Basidiomycota, Microbotryomycetes, Sporidiobolales, Sporidiobolaceae. The transcript is spliced from 7 exons. Gene Ontology annotation, cellular component: membrane. The coding region runs from base 1 to 1314 and encodes 437 amino acids. Gene Ontology annotation, molecular function: carbohydrate:proton symporter activity. Gene Ontology annotation, biological process: carbohydrate transport; transmembrane transport.